Messenger RNA from Chelmon rostratus (copperband butterflyfish), 4743 nucleotides. RefSeq names its product interleukin 17 receptor C (gene il17rc). The coding region runs from base 615 to 2603 and encodes 662 amino acids. Gene Ontology annotation, molecular function: interleukin-17 receptor activity. The transcript is spliced from 16 exons. The record is from RefSeq and is a predicted model, not a curated record. Lineage: Eukaryota; Metazoa; Chordata; Actinopteri; Chaetodontiformes; Chaetodontidae.
AAGUGGAGUCUUGUUUUUUUGUGUUUAAAGAAAACGCUUGUGGAAUUUCAUGGUGGUUACACUGUAAUGAGGAACUCAGAGCGGGAAGUUUGAGGAUUAUGUGCAUUUUGGAGCAUACAGGAGCUUUUUAGGCUAAAUCAGAGAGAGAGAGAGACAGAGAGAGAGACACACACACAGAGAGAGAGAGAGAGAGAGAGAGAGAGAAAGAGAGACAGAGAGAGAGAGAGAGAGAGGGAGGGAAAAAACGACUCUGAGUCAGGACAGUGGAGUGCUGCGUGGUGCAACUUCCACAUGACUCAAACACUUCUUGUCAACUGUGAGUAGGUGUACACUUGAAUGAACUUUGGAGACGAACAACACACCUUAGAGUGGAUUACUUACAGUGGAUUACUAAAUACCGCCAUAACCAAACGGCUACGCUCUCGCAGUUUUGUCUCGAUUCACUGCCUUCCAUGCCAGUGUGCAGUUUCAGCCAAGUUAAUCUCCAACCUGAAGUCAUGAUGGGAAGGAAGACACCGGACUUGUUUAUCAAGGUUUUCAUGUUGCUCCCGGAGAAAAAUAUUUGGAAAAAAAUGUAGGACGCAAAUAUUUCAAUCAGGGUGUCCUCAGGCAACAUGAUUUUUCCUGGACGGUCCGUUUGGUGCCUUUUACUGACUCUACAUAUGUCAGCCUGCAGUUUGGAGAUAUCUGGAUAUGACAGCCAUGAAGUCAUUUGCUCACAGGGUCUGUCUGAUUGCACCAUGAAGGAUGAGAUGCCUCUUACUUUGCCAGAGAAUGACGCUGUGGAUGUCCAAAACCUGACGGCAUAUUUCAAGCUCUGCUGUAAGGACACAGCGCCGUGUACAUUAUGUCUGGUGAUAGACACAGAGUUCCCUAUUGAUGAUGAAGAUGUGGAGGACGAAGGCCACUCUGGCCUGGAUGAGGAGGAUUACAGGGAGGAGAUGAGGAAUCCAAAAGCGUCCCUGACUGUGUGUUACAAUACAGCACCUACCAUGCCCUCCUGCAAGAAGGUGGAGUUUACGGUUAAUCACACAGCUCUUACUCAGCAAAACCGGGCAAAGCUUUCCAUCGUGAUUACUGAGCCAGCUGGGGUUACCUUCAGCAGUCAAGUGAUUGUUUAUUCUUCUAAACUGCCACAUCCAAGUCUGACAGUUGUUGCUCCGUCUCUGGAUGAAGUGUGCUCCCAGAGGCUGCAGGAACGUGUAGAACAGUGCCAAGCACCAGAAAUCCGCAGCGUAAUUAACCAAGAGAUGAACCUGGUGGAGCUGCAGUCUGCGGACAGCAAUAAGAGCCUCCCCUCUGUCUGCGUCCAGUAUGAGCGCAAUGGAAGAUGCCAGACAUUGAACAGGACCACCAUCCCACUGUAUUGUGUGACCCCCUGCAUGUGUUUCCAGGUAUGGGAUGAGGAUGAUCAGAGGCCGAGGCGCUCUCUUAGCUGCCCCUUCAUUAACACAGAUUUCUUGCAAAGGAACAUGUGGCAGAAUGUGUCUGUGUCUGUAAACCAGGGUCAAAUGAACAACUACCUCUCAAUGCUGUGGUGGAACAUAUCUGCCCCCUGCAGGCUGGAGGGUGAAGUGUGGCCCUGUUACAAAGAGAACAGCUGUAAAGAGGUGAAGGGCUUUAGACAACAGCUGACAAAUGGCAUGUGGAGGCAAAACAGCAAAGGACAGUGGGAGAAAAAGGGGGUGUUUGAAGACAUAAACCUACAGCUCUCACCAUGUGUGAUGGUGAAAGUAAAGGGAAUGGGACAUGAGCUUGGUCCUUUCUGUUUUAAUAACACUGACAGGUGGCGCUGGAGUCUCCUGGUUGUCGGUGUUAUGCUGCUGGUCGGCUUGACUGUGCUGUUGUUCUGCCUCCUUCGUGACUCUGUCAAGAAAUGGGUGUGGAGCUGGCAUCAUGGCAGAUUUGUAGAGAUUGGCAGAAGGCGUCAUGUGGUGUUGCUGAGCCCUCCAGAUGUGGAUGAUGGUGUUUCGGACUCAGUAUGCCGGCUCGGCUCCCUGCUCUGUAACCAGGGCUUCAGUGUGUCUGUGGACCAGUGGAGCAGGAAGGAGCAAUGCACUCUGGGGCCUCUGCCGUGGCUGCACUCCCAGCUGCUGGAGCUGAACAGCCAGGGUGGCCAAGUUGUGCUCGUCUUGACCCGCAAAGCUUUGGAGAGAGCAGAGGAAUGGACUCAUCGGCUCAAAGAAGUUAUCAAGACAAAGGGAGAUGACAAGGGUCUCCCUCAGAUAGCGUCCCCUUACUCUGAUGUGUUCAUGGCUGCCCUGUGCCUCAUCCAAGCAGAAAAGCAGCUGGGCAGAGCUGCAGAGCGUUUUCUACUGGUGAAAUUUGACUCCCAUUCGGGCAGUGACAGGACUCUACCAGAGCCUCUUCAGGGGCUGCUGCUGUUCCAGCUUCCCUCUCAGACCCAGGCCCUCUUGACUGAGCUCACAGUGGGAGGAACGCGGACGCGGUCAUGUAGAAGGACAUGGACAGGGUGGAAAUGGAGUGGCUCAGACAGAUGGAGAGCAAAGACUAAAGGGGGACCAGACCAGCAGACGACAUUACAAUGUAAACAUGUUGGAGAUGAGAAAGACAUGGAGACACAGCCUUUGAAAAACCCAUAAAUUACAAGAUGAAUAUUUUAUUGAUCUGGGAAAAUGAAGGACUACUUCAUCCAAAUUGUGGAUGAUCUAAUAUUAAAGGCUGGCAGGCUGGAAAUAAUCUAUAUUGUUGUUAUUGUCAAGAAUGAUGAGACAACCAAAACUAGAGCCAGUUUAUUUUUUACUGCAGGUGUAAAAUAAUUUCCUAAAGCUGCUGGGCACUGUAGGUUUGAUCAAACACUGCUCAAACAGUAAAUAGUGUAUGCGUUGGGGACUAUUUGCUGAUGGUUGGUCAGGCCCAUGUUCAUAGCUAUAGAGGAAAAUAUGAGAAAGUGUGACAGUGUCAGUGUGUUUUUAAUGCUGACAGUGGAGGUCUAUUGCACAGAGGAAUAAGUUAUUUCGAGCUUUGGCUACACAGACAAUUCUAGUCAUUAUGAUUAAUAACAAGAAUUUGCUUUGGUGGGAUUUGUUGACCAUAAUAAAAUCCUUUAAGCUGCUAAAUGUUUAACCUAAAGACUAAUUAUAUCCGUGUGCUGUAAGUCUUUCGACACUUGUCUAUAAAUAAAUAUACGUAUUUUUGUGCAUGGCGGAUCUCGGAUUGUGAUUGGUCAGCUCCUGCUGAAGGGCUGUGAAUCCUAUUGCAGCAAUCUAGCGUCAGUUUAAGGACAAAAAGGAGUGCUUGUUACAAAUGUGCUUACAUCCCGGUGGGGCGGUGCUGUGAGACUGACGCCUGCUCCGCCCGCUCGGGAUGUUUUUCCAAAGUAAUCAAACACAAAGCAGUCCUGAAGUGUGUCCAGCGCGUCUCUGCUGUGUUCGUUUCAUUUAAACUUUUUAAACCGAGGACGGUGCCGUUCAGACUCAGUGGACGCACACAGGCGAGGUAAAAAACAAAAAACAAAACGCGAAUCAUGUCUGGGGUUUGUGUUGAGGUCAUCCGAAAGGCUAUGAUAUAAUCAGCAACUCAACAUGUCUCCUACCUCUGACCAGUUUCAGUUUAUCAAAGCGUGUCUAAACACUUCGUGCGGCACUGUGGAGGAAGAAGCCCUGAGAGUGAAAGUAGCAAGAGCAUAAUGUAAAAAGAGUUAAGUUACUUGUGCCAAUGUACAUAAUUAUUGUUUAUAAUAUUAUUUGUAAAAAGUACUUCAAAACAAUAACUGCUCAAAAUGGAAAAGUUUUAUUAAGCAUGUAAGCUGCAUUUUAAUAGUGCGACUAGUCAAGGUGGAGCUAACAGGAGCUGUUAUAUAUUCUGUGGUCGUUUGAUCUACAGCAGUGCACCAUGUUUUGUAAGCACAUUAUUUGUUCCUUAGUAAAGUUUGAUGUGGAAAAAUAAGUACUUCCAAUGUAAGUGCAGUACUUGAGAACAUGUAGUUAGUUACUUUGCACCUCCAUCGCGUUUCUCCUUAAUACAAAAAGAAUCAGGAACUUUUUACUCUUACAUGAUGAAGCUGUAGGCAGUUUUAGGGGGGAUAAAAGGGGGAUGCCACCCCUCUUGUUGGUAGAAUGACCAAAAUGCAUCCCCCUUGUUAACCUCCCAUCCCCCCUCUCCAUCUCCUAAUAGCAGGGAUAGUGCAGGUGCAGUCUAGUCUGCUCAACUCAUUGAUCUUUCAUCUGAGUGAGGUUGGGAAGUAUACAUGGGUGUGUGUGUGUUGGCCGGAGGUGUUGGGGCAGGGGGUGUUCCCAUUGAACCAUACCCCUGUUCAAAAUUAACAAAACACUGAGUAAACUUAACGAAUGAUGACAAACAAAGCUACAUUCUGGGACUGUCUCAAAGGUGAAGCUUUUUUUCUUUCCAUCUUAUACUUUAUUUUGCCAGCAAUCUGUUCCCUUGCAGCUCGCGAGCAUCAUUGGACAAACUUGGAUGUGAUAUUUUGAAAGAGAUAAACAUUUUUAUUUUGUGGCCCUGGUGGAACAGAUGGGAGUAAGGAUGUUUCACAGGAACCUGCUGCAGGCAGCUUGGCUCUGUUGUCUGUUGGUGGUUCAGGUGCACAGCUGUCCAGAUAUCUGCAAUAAGUGUUCAGGCCCAGAAAGUGACCAGUGUGAAGAAUGCAGAGCAGGAUGGAUACUCCAUAAUAACAGCUGUACAUUGAUGAGUGUGACACUGAGCUGGGUGUCUGUCCUGCAAACAGUUACUGCAUCAACACAAAGGGUUCCUUUGAGUGCAGAG